Molecule: messenger RNA, 1742 nt
Organism: Coccidioides posadasii C735 delta SOWgp
Lineage: Eukaryota; Fungi; Ascomycota; Eurotiomycetes; Onygenales; Onygenaceae
Biological process (GO): transmembrane transport
Cellular component (GO): membrane
Molecular function (GO): transmembrane transporter activity
Source: RefSeq, a predicted model, not a curated record
GUAGUUAAUACAUGUUUCGGACUAUCAAGCUUAUCAGGCCAUGCUCCACGGGGAGUAUAACGGUGAGCUGUUGGAGAACGCUUCCUUCUUCUUUCUCCUUUUCAUCCCUCAACUAUCUCUCUGUCUUUCUCUCCCCCACCCCUCUCUAUCCAUCUCUCCAUCUCUGCUACCCUCCUCUCCCUCAACGAGAGAUAUACAGCACUCUCUUUUUCUGUGGUACCUGGCACCUUCAGAACACGUCGUGAUUGGUCAUGGCUACCACCAACGAUGCAAUAUUGAGCCCUCGGCGUUCAAAGCCUGAAGGAAACACACCUUCAAAAACAGAGGAACGAAUACAGGAACUCGAAAACACAGGCAAGUCACGCUGGGAGCGCAGUUGGCCAAUCAUCGCCUGUGGUGCCGGUCUCUUCUCUGAUGGGUACCUGAACAACAUUAUCGGGUCUGUAAACACCGUUCUUAGAACGCUAUAUCCGGAGGCCUAUGCGAACUCGACAGCGGUCAAAAAUGUUCCGUCCAUCGCUUUCGCCGGGACAGUCGUCGGUCAGCUCAUUUUCGGGUAUCUGAGCGACCAUUAUUCUCGAAAAUGGUCGCUUAUGAUCUCCACCGUUCUUCUUAUCGUUUUUGCCGCCCUCUCAGCCGGAUCCUAUGGCGCCGGAGGAAGCCAGUCUGGACUCUUCGCAGCCCUCACGGCAUACCGCUUCUUCCUGGGCGUGGGCAUCGGCGGGGAGUACCCGGCAGGUAGCGUCGCCGCCGCGGAGAGUUCUGGAGAGCUCAAAAGGGGUCACCGCAAUCGUUGGUUUAUCAUGUUUACCAACUUUCAGAUCGAUUUUGGAUUCGUCGUGUCAGCUUUUGUGCCCAUGAUUCUUGUUCUUAUCUUCACCGAAAACCAUCUGCGGGCUGCAUGGCGCGUGAUGUUGGGUCUGGGUGUGAUUCCGCCUUUGAGCUUGUUCUAUCUGCGAUUGAAAUUGAAGGAGCCCGAAGAGUUCAACCGAGAAAGGAUGCACAAAUAUCCUAUUUGGCUGAUUGCCAAGUUCUACUGGUGGAGACUUUCCCUUGUCUCCUUGAUCUGGUUCAUUUACGACUUCUCGGCAUAUUCGUUCGGAAUCUACUCAUCGGUUUGGUUGAAGAUUGUCCUUGCUGACACUGCUCCGAUGUGGAAAGCUUUUGGCUGGAACACCGUCAUCAAUGUUUUCUACAUUCCGGGCUCAGCGUUGGGAGCAUGGGUAAGUGACUGGAUCGGUCCACGGUACUGCCUGGCUCUGGGUGUUGCUUCUCAGGGUGUCAUCGGGUUCAUCAUGGCUGGGUGCUAUAAGUGGCUUGCUACGUCUGAGAAUGUAGCCGCGUUUGUUGUCGUUUACGGACUCUUCCUGUCGUGUGGAGAACUUGGUCCUGGAGAUAACAUUGGCCUGGUGGCUUCCAAAAGCAGUGCAACCGCCAUUCGAGGUCAGUAUUAUGGAAUUGCGGCCGCCUUGGGUAAAGUUGGGGCGUUCGUGGGGACAUAUGUCUUUCCUAUCAUUCAAAAUAAUGCACCAAACGAAAUUCGCGCUGGGCAAGAUCCGUUCUUCGUUUCUAGUGCGCUCUGCUUGUUUAGCGCAGCGCUGUCGGCCUUUUUACUACCCCACAUUGGACAGGACACAAUCACGUAUGAAGACAUCCGGUUCAGGAGAUAUCUCGAAGAGAAUGGGUAUGAUACGAGCACUAUGGGCAACAAGAAGCAAGAAAGGACCGAGGAGAAAGCUUAG